Messenger RNA from Mangifera indica (mango), 1962 nucleotides. RefSeq names its product T-complex protein 1 subunit epsilon. The transcript has 9 exons. Lineage: Eukaryota; Viridiplantae; Streptophyta; Magnoliopsida; Sapindales; Anacardiaceae. Gene Ontology annotation, molecular function: ATP binding; ATP-dependent protein folding chaperone; ATP hydrolysis activity. The record is from RefSeq and is a predicted model, not a curated record. Gene Ontology annotation, biological process: protein folding. Bases 142 to 1749 code for a protein of 535 amino acids. Gene Ontology annotation, cellular component: chaperonin-containing T-complex.
UUGAGUGCCAUGAACUCUCUCCUUAAAAUUACAGCUUCACCAGAGAGCUAGGGCUUUGAACGCACUCUCCAUAUAAAUUUCACUCUCACUAACGAAGCUAGAGGAUGCAAUACUGAAUAUCCUCAACCUCUAGUGAAAAAUAUGGCGUUAGCGUUUGAUGAGUUUGGUCGUCCCUUUAUACUGAUCAAGCAGCAAGAUGAGAAGUCCAGGUUGCGUGGACUCGAUGCUCAGAAAGCCAACAUCUCUGCCGGCAAAGCUGUGGCUCGGAUCCUCCGAACCUCGCUUGGACCCAAAGGCAUGGACAAAAUGCUCCAGAGCCCGGACGGUGACGUCACAAUUACAAAUGAUGGUGCGACGAUCCUUGAGCAGAUGGAUGUUGACAAUCAGAUUGCAAAGUUGAUGGUUGAAUUAUCUCGUAGUCAGGAUUAUGAAAUUGGUGAUGGGACAACUGGUGUUGUUGUUUUGGCUGGCGCACUUUUGGAGCAGGCUGAACAACUUUUGGAACGUGGAAUUCAUCCUAUUCGAAUUGCAGAGGGAUAUGAAAUGGCGUCAAGAAUAGCUGUUGAACACUUGGAUCAUAUUGCUCUGAAGUUUGAAUUUGGGGUUUCUAAUAUAGAACCUUUGGUUCAAACUUGCAUGACUACUUUAAACUCCAAGAUAGUGAAUAGAUGCAAGCGCAAUUUGGCUGAAAUUGCUGUGAAAGCUGUUCUUGCUGUGGCAGAUUUAGAGAGGAAAGAUGUUAAUUUAGAUUUGAUAAAAGUUGAAGGAAAAGUUGGCGGAAAGCUGGAGGACACUGAGCUAAUAUAUGGGAUCACUGUUGAUAAGGAUAUGAGCCAUUCCCAGAUGCCAAAGCGAAUUGAAGAUGCUAAAAUUGCUAUCUUGACUUGCCCCUUUGAGCCUCCAAAGCCAAAGACUAAACAUAAGGUGGACAUUGAUACUGUGGAAAAGUUCCAGACUUUACGAAUGCAGGAGCAGAAAUACUUUGAUGAUAUGGUUCAAAAGUGCAAGGAUGUUGGUGCUACCUUGGUGAUCUGUCAAUGGGGUUUUGAUGAUGAGGCAAAUCACUUAUUAAUGCACAGGAACUUGCCUGCGGUCCGUUGGGUUGGUGGUGUAGAAUUGGAGCUUAUAGCAAUAGCCACCGGUGGACGAAUUGUUCCGAGGUUUCAGGAGUUGACACCUGAAAAGCUGGGAAAGGCUGGUUUGGUUCGAGAGAAGUCUUUUGGUACAACAAAAGAUCGAAUGCUGUACAUUGAACACUGUGCAAAUUCAAGGGCAGUAACCAUAUUUAUCCGUGGAGGUAACAAAAUGAUGAUUGAGGAAACAAAGCGCAGCCUUCAUGAUGCGUUGUGUGUGGCUAGAAAUCUGAUUCGUAACAAUUCCAUUGUUUAUGGUGGUGGUUCAGCUGAGAUAUCUUGCUCAAUUGCCGUAGAGGCUGCCGCAGAUAAAUACCCAGGGGUUGAGCAAUAUGCUAUUAGGGCGUUUGCAGAUGCUUUGGAUUCUGUGCCAAUGGCACUCGCCGAAAAUAGUGGUCUCCAACCAAUAGAGACACUAUCAGCUGUGAAAUCUCAGCAAAUUAAGGAAAACAAUCCAUAUUGUGGAAUAGAUUGCAAUGAUGUUGGCAUAACAGACAUGCGUGAGCAAAAUGUGUUUGAGACACUGAUUGGGAAAAAACAGCAGAUACUUCUUGCAACACAAGUUGUCAAGAUGAUAUUAAAAAUUGAUGAUGUUAUCUCACCUUCCGAUUUCUGAUGUGUCAGGUUAAUUUUUAUGGUUCUGCUUCGCCAACAAUGGAUCUCAUUAUAGUGAAUUUGUUUACUCUUUAUGGUGGUUCAGGUCUUUUGAGAUCAUUUGUUUACUUGACGGGAGUGGGCUUUUCAUACAUAUUUGGGUUUGAUUUACUGGAUUUGUAUUCUGACACAACUACUGCCAUUAAUGUGGAUUGAUGAUUUUGGCUCUUUAGAA